CAAAGCCUUCUAAGUGAGAGUUUGGGGAAGCCAUUUUCCACGUUUGUCCCUGACCGUUGACCAUUUGUUUAGCCAAAAUGCGUGAAAUUCUUCACAUUCAAGGAGGGCAAUGUGGGAAUCAAAUUGGAUCAAAAUUCUGGGAAGUGGUGUGUGAUGAACAUGGGAUUGAUCCAACUGGGAGGUGCAAUGGAAGUUCUGUCCUUCAAUUGGACAGGGUAAAUGUGUAUUUCAAUGAAGCAAGUGGUGGGAGAUAUGUGCCAAGGGCUGUCCUCAUGGAUCUUGAACCUGGGACUAUGAACAGCAUAAGGACUGGUCCCUAUGGCCAAAUUUUUAGGCCUGAUAACUUUAUUUUUGGUCAGUCUGGUGCUGGAAACAAUUGGGCUAAGGGUCACUACACUGAGGGUGCUGAGCUUAUUGAUUCAGUCCUUGAUGUUGUCAGGAAGGAAGCCGAAAACUGUGAUUGCUUGCAAGGCUUUGAAGUAUGUCACUCUCUUGGAGGUGGAACUGGGUCCGGAAUGGGAACUCUGCUGAUUUCCAAGAUCAGGGAAGAGUAUCCAGAUAGAAUGAUGCUUACUUUCUCAGUCUUCCCUUCUCCAAAGGUAUCUGACACUGUUGUGGAGCCUUAUAAUGCCACACUUUCUGUUCAUCAGCUGGUGGAGAAUGCUGAUGAAUGCAUGGUCCUUGAUAAUGAGGCGCUCUAUGACAUCUGCUUCAGGACCCUUAAGCUUAGCACCCCAAGCUUUGGGGACCUGAAUCAUCUGAUUUCAGCAACAAUGAGUGGUGUGACCUGUUGCCUGAGGUUUCCUGGUCAGCUGAACUCGGACCUGAGAAAGUUAGCAGUGAAUUUGAUCCCAUUUCCGCGACUUCACUUCUUCAUGGUGGGAUUUGCACCUCUUACAUCAAGAGGAUCACAGCAAUAUCGUGCACUUACUGUCCCCGAGCUAACACAGCAGAUGUGGGAUGCCAAGAACAUGAUGUGUGCUGCUGAUCCGCGCCAUGGCCGGUACCUCACUGCCUCAGCAAUGUUUAGGGGCAAAAUGAGCACAAAAGAAGUUGAUGAGCAGCUGAUCAAUGUGCAGAACAAGAACUCGUCCUAUUUUGUUGAAUGGAUCCCAAACAAUGUAAAAUCUAGCGUUUGUGAUAUUCCACCUAAAGGCCUUACCAUGGCUUCCACAUUCAUUGGGAAUUCAACUUCAAUCCAGGAGAUGUUUAGGAGAGUGAGUGAGCAGUUCACUGCAAUGUUUAGGAGGAAGGCCUUUUUGCACUGGUACACUGGAGAGGGAAUGGAUGAGAUGGAAUUUACCGAAGCAGAGAGCAAUAUGAAUGAUCUUGUUGCUGAGUAUCAGCAGUACCAAGAUGCGACUGCUGACGAGGAUGCUGAGUACGAAGAUGAGGAGGAGGCGGGCGCCGAAAACUGAAGGAGUUAAGCAGCUUUUUUGUUGAUUGUUACUAGCUGCCAUAUUACAUCAGUAGAUUGAUGUUUCUAUGUACCAACUAAUGGCUGUAUCUUUUUCAUUUCUCGGUACCGUUACCUGGCUUUCUUUGCAUCCUCCUUAUUGGCAUUUCUAGUAGAAUCGCUGUAUUACUAGCUUUUAUGUCCUUGUUCACUUCUCUAGUCUUUCUUCUGUGUUAUGGUUAUGGAAGAUAGUUCACCAAUAUGUGAUGAGCAAAUCAUCAAUGUACUUCGGCUCAGAUUUCAGAACAAGAAGGUCAUCUUGCUACUUUUGCAUUUCAA
Messenger RNA from Coffea eugenioides, 1735 nucleotides. Its product is annotated as tubulin beta chain-like. Gene Ontology annotation, cellular component: cytoplasm; microtubule. Gene Ontology annotation, biological process: mitotic cell cycle; microtubule cytoskeleton organization. Bases 78 to 1418 code for a protein of 446 amino acids. The record is from RefSeq and is a predicted model, not a curated record. Gene Ontology annotation, molecular function: GTP binding; GTPase activity; structural constituent of cytoskeleton. The transcript is spliced from 3 exons. Lineage: Eukaryota; Viridiplantae; Streptophyta; Magnoliopsida; Gentianales; Rubiaceae.